Molecule: messenger RNA, 342 nt
Organism: Didymodactylos carnosus
Lineage: Eukaryota; Metazoa; Rotifera; Eurotatoria; Philodinida; Philodinidae
Source: the annotation of a GenBank genome assembly
AUGCAGCUAUAUCUCUUAGUAGUCAUACUUUUAUUCUUCAUUCAUCAUGUAUCAUUAAUACCAAUUGGAACAGAAGAUGAAGCACUCAAAUAUUUAACUCAACUUGGUUAUAAUAAAUUGGUUGAGAUGGAAAAUCCAGAUCUCUUCCCCUUUGGCUUAGAGCAAGUGCUUUUUUGGAUGCAUUCUUAUCAAAAGACAUUUGGUCUGAAAGAAACUGGUACACUUGAUGAGCCAACCAUAGAAUUAUUGAAUACACCAAGAUGUGGCAAUAAAGAUAGCCCUCUAUCAUCAUCAUUGUUAGCGUUAACUAAUUCUAAAUGGAGCAAAAAUCGUUUGAGAUAG